AUGGUUCCGUUGCCGAAGAAUGCCAUAGAGCACUUCACCCAUCCAGGGCAUCGACUAGAACAGCUUAAGGCUAACACAAAGUACCACUGUGAUGGUUGCAAGACCCAUGGAUCCGGGACAAGAUACCGAUGCAAUGGGUGUGAUUUCGAUCUCCAUGAAUACUGUGGUACAUGCCCUAGAAGUCUCUCCUCCUUCAUGCAUUCACACCCACUCGGUCUAGUAGUCCGCAAGGCUCAAGCCACUCGUCGGAACGAGCGCGUCUGUAACGUCUGUGGUGACCAUGUGGAAGGGCUGUUCUACAGGUGCAAGGAUUGCGAAUUCGACGUUCACCCACUUUGUACCCAGUUGCCUCAGUCCCUAUGCCACGCGCUACACCCGGCGCAUCCGUUAACCCUCCAGUCAACAUCAUCAUCAUCUGGCUGGUGUGCCAUUUGCCGAGGCUCAUGCUGUUCUUGGCGUUACAGGUGCGGAGCUUGUGGCUUUGAUAUUCAUCUGGAAUGUGUUCUAGUACCCUGUGAUCCGCCAACCCAACGCUCAGUUCCGCCGUUUGGUCAGCCACCUCCACCAGCGCCACCACCACAAUCCCCAAUACCGCCGUUUAGUCAACCACCUCCACCAGGGCCGCCACCACAUUAUGGUGUUUAUGGUCAUGGGAUGCCUUCUGGGUACCAGCAGACUCAAGCAGUUGGUGCAACAACAAAUGGGACAGCUGGCAAGAUGAUGUAUUCACUUGUAGGAAAGCUAGCUAUUGGGGUGUUCUCUAAUGCCAUCUUUGGAAUGUCUAACAUGGAUUUCUCUUCUUUCAUGUGA
Molecule: messenger RNA, 810 nt
Organism: Ilex paraguariensis (yerba mate)
Lineage: Eukaryota; Viridiplantae; Streptophyta; Magnoliopsida; Aquifoliales; Aquifoliaceae
Source: the annotation of a GenBank genome assembly